Porites evermanni is the source of this 870-nucleotide messenger RNA. The record is from the annotation of a GenBank genome assembly. Lineage: Eukaryota; Metazoa; Cnidaria; Anthozoa; Scleractinia; Poritidae.
AUGCAUGGAAGAAAAAAACUGACGGCUAGAAAAGAACUUACCCAGACUAUAAAACACACAGGUGUGCUUAACCAUCAUGAAACUCAGAGACUUGGCUCGUCUGUGGACAAGUUUCAAAAGGAGUUCGAAAAGAAACUCAAGGAAUUGUCGGUUCAACAAUCGCAGCUCAUUGCUUCGCAGCGACUACGAGAUUCACGCCGAGGGUCCCUUCCAUCUAGUCCUUCAAUUAAACUCGGUGAAGAAGAAGAAAAAAAGAAAGAUGUAAUAAAGAGCUCUUUCUCUGAUUCUGCUCUAGACCAGUGCGCAAUGGUCGGCAACGGAAACGCUACGUUAAAAGAUCCGAGGUCUGGGUCAAACACAGGCAACAAUACCCUUUCGUCGCUGCCUCUAAAACUGCCAAGAAUAUAUCGUAACUCUCGCAAGGAUGGAUCGAGAGAGAUUGAGAUUGAAGACAUUAAAUCGACCGAGAAGUCAGUUGAAAAUAUAUUUGAUAAGCUCAAGUACUCAAGGCAAGCUUUAGAUAUGACGCGAAAACUGUCUAAUGGAUAUUCAGCAAUGAUUACGGCUUCUCCGCCAAUAAUGAGAUCGACCCGUCGUGCUAGUGUACAGGCAGCUUCAACAUUGGACGUUGAAGAACACGUUCCGAACCGUAGAAGACUUAUAAGAAGAGGGAGCUGUCCUACCCUGGGUACAAAAUGGCGCAUGGAAGCACGUACAAAUGACCUUAUCUUAGAAACAAAUGAAGAGGAGAAGACGGCAGCGUUUUCAAGGCACUUGGAAGAAAUGAAAAAAUGUCGAUAUUUAAGAUUUCCAAAGUCAAUUAAGGAAGACGAUGAGGAGGAAUUGGAGUCUCUUGCCACUGAUGCAUGA